AUGGCUGAGAACUCUCUGGAUCUGCUCCUCAAAACUCUGGAUGAGUUGAAGUCUGCAGAGCUGAAGCGGUUCAGGAUGUACCUGUCUGAGAGGACGGUGGAGGGGUUUGAGCCCAUCCCCAGAGGAACGCUGGAGGACAGUGACACUACUGAUGUUGCCUCUAUAAUGACGGAUGCAUAUGGGGAGGAAGGCAGAGUGAAAGUGACUCAGACCAUCCUGAGGAAGAUGAACCUCAACAACCUUGCAGACAAACUAGAAGAGAGGGAUGCUGCAGCGACAGGAAAGCAAGAUGAUGCAAUUCUACAGGAAGCCAAAGAAAAACACAAAAAGUGGAUGACAGAGAAGUUUGGUGAGAUUUAUGAGUGUACCGAGGAGGGAAAGAACAAAGCACUCCUGAGUGAGAUCUACACUGAGCUCUACAUCACAGAGGGAGAGAGUCAAGGCACCAACACUCAGCAUGAGGAACUGGAUGAAGAGGUCAUAUGUCCCAAAAUGUUGAGAAAGUUGAAGAUCAUGUUCAUCUUUGAUGGUCUGGAUGAGAGCAAACUCUCCCUGAGUGUAGAACAAGGCAUGGAUGAUCUCCUGAAGACUGCAUCAGUGAAUGUGUUGAUAACCAACCUCAUCACAGGCAAUCUACUGCCAAAUGCACUUAUUUGGAUAACCUCCCGACCAGCAGCUGUCAAACGGAUCCUUCCUAAACACAUAGACAGGUGGACAGAGGUACAAGGAUUCAAUGACCAACAGAAGGAUGAAUAUUUCAAAAAGAAGAUUGAGAAUCCAGAGGAAGCGGACAUUGCCAUUGCUCACAUUAAAAGGUCAAAGAGCCUCUACAUCAUGUGCCACAUCCCUGUCUUCUGCUGGAUCUUAGCCACUGUGCUUCUGAAAAUGAGCAAUCUUACCAGUACAAGUGACUAUCCUCAAACACUGACUGAGAUCUAUAUCCAUUUCCUGCUCACUGAGACACGUAGGAAGGGUCAAAAAUAUGACAAAGGCUUUGAACGAGAUGAUAAAAAACGCCUGAAGUCCAACAAAGAGCCUAUUUUGAAAUUAUCUAAACUAGCAUAUGAAGAACUGCUGAAGGGUAAUAUCUUGUUUUAUGAAGACAAUUUGACAGAGUGUAGCAUCAAUGAAGAAGACAUUGCAUUGUACUCUGGUAUGUGCUCUGAGUUCUUCACGACAGCACUGAGACAAUUUGGCUCACGAGAAUCUGACAAAUGUCAGGCUAAGAGGGACUCAAGAGACCCUUCCAACCUUUCCAUGGAUGAGUUUUUAGAAACUGCAAUAGAUAAAUCCAUGCAGAACAAAGAUGGACAUCUGGACCUUUUCCUUCGCUUCCUCUUAGGCAUCUCACUUGAGUCCAACCAGAAACUCCUACAAGGCCUUCUGGCACACAUAGAGAGCAGCUCAGACAGCCACAAGGAAACAGCCCAGUACAUCAAAGGAAUUCUGAGUGCGGAUACAAAAGUGCCUGAAAGAUGCAUGAAUCUGUUUCUCUGUUUAUUGGAGAUGAAGGACAACACCCUUCAACAGGAGAUUCAGCAGUACAUAGACUCUGGAGAAGAGCUCUCAUCUACCCAAUGUUCACAACUAGCCUACAUGCUUCUGGUGUCAGAGGAAACACUUGAUGAGUUUGACCUGGCUAAGUACAAGACAUCAAGAUGGGGUCGCAAGAGACUGCUUGUAGUAUUGAAGGCUUGCAGGAAAGCACUAUUGGCUGGUUGUGAUCUCGAAGAGGAUUCCUGUGAGGUCAUAGCAUCUGGUCUUCAGUCAGAAAACUGCCCAUUGAAAGAGCUAGACCUGAGUUCUAAUCCUCCGAUGGAUUCUGGAGUGAGGUUGCUGUCUGUUGGGCUGAAGCAUACUAACUGCAAGCUGGAAACACUGAGACUUGCCAAUUGUAAUAUCACACGUAAUUCCUGUGAGAUUGUGGCUUCAGUUCUGCAGUCAACAAACUCCCUCAUAAAGCUGGACUUGGGUGAAAAUGACCUGGAGGAUUCUGGAGUUGACCUUCUCUCUAAGGGACUAUCUAGUCCCCUCUGCAACCUGCAGACAUUAAGACUUGCUGAUUGUAAAAUCACACAUAAUUCCUGUAAGAUUAUGGUGUCAGUUCUGAAGUCAACAAACUCCCUCAUAAAGCUGGACUUGGGUGAAAAUGACCUGGGGGAUUCUGGAGUGGACCUUCUCUCUAAGGGACUAUCUAGUCCCCUCUGCAACCUGCAGACAUUAAGACUUGCUGCAUGCAAACUCUCAGAGAAGUCAUGUGGAAUUGUGGCUGCUGUUCUACAGUCACCAAACUCCCUGAUAGGGCUAGACGUGAGUCACAAUGACCUGAGAGAUUCUGGAGUUCAGCUUCUCUAUAAGGGACUGUCUAGUCCCCACUGCAAACUGCAGACAUUAAGGCUUGCUGAUUGUAAGCUCACAGAUAAAUUAUGUGAGAUUGCUGCUUCAAUUCUACAGUCACCAAACUCCCUGCUACAGCUGAACUUCAGUAACAAUGACCUGGGGGAUUCUGGGGUGCAGCUUCUCUCUAAGGGACUGUCAAGUUCCAAUAGCAUACUGCAGAUAUUAAGGCUUGCUGAUUGUAAACUCACAGAUAAAUCUUGUGAGAUUGUGGCUUCAGUUCUACAGUCACCAAACACCCUGCAACAGCUGGACUUGAGUGACAAUGACUUGAGGGAUUCUGGAGCUCAACUUCUCUGUAAGGGACUGUCCCAUUCCAACUGCAAAAUACACACAUUAAGGCUCUCUGAUUGUCUCAUCUCAGAGAAGAGUUGUGGUUUUCUGACUUCAGCUCUGACUUCAAACCCCUCCCAUCUAAAAGAGCUGGAUCUGUGCUACAAUCAUCCUGGAGAAUCAGGACUGAAGCUGUUAUCCGCUAGACUGGAGGAUCCUGUCUGUAAACUGGUGAUACUUAAAACGGGGCCUUCUGUAAGCAGAGCACGACCACAUUUGCUGAGAUAUGCCUGUGAUCUCACACUGGACCCAAACACAGCACACAGAAAUCUCUCUCUCUCUGAGGGGAACAGAAAGGUGACAUGGGUGAGAGAGAAGCAGCAGCCGUAUCCUGAACACCCAGAGAGAUUUGACUGCGGGGAUUAUCAGGUGUUGUGUAGAGAGGGUCUGACUGGACGCUGCUACUGGGAGGCUGAGUGGAGUGAAAGAGCUGAUAUAUCUGCGGCCUAUAAAAGCACCAAGAGGAAAGGGGACAGUGAUGACGUCACAAUGGGACGGAAUGCCAAGUCCUGGAGUCUGCGCUGCUCUCAUCACAGAUACAGUUACUCUGUCUGGCACAAUGAUGAACCCACUGACAUACCUGCCCCCUCCUCCGGCUCCAGAAGAGUAGGAGUGCACCUGGACUGGCCGGCCGGCACUCUGUCCUUCUACAGCGUCUCCUCUCACAAACUCACCCACCUGCACACGUUCCACUCCACAUUCACUGAGCCCCUCUGUCCAGGGUUUUGGGUUUAUCACUCCUCAGUGUCCCUGUGCCAGAUCACAUGA
Sardina pilchardus (European sardine) is the source of this 3498-nucleotide messenger RNA. RefSeq names its product NACHT, LRR and PYD domains-containing protein 12-like. Gene Ontology annotation, molecular function: protein binding. The record is from RefSeq and is a predicted model, not a curated record. The coding region runs from base 1 to 3498 and encodes 1165 amino acids. The transcript has 14 exons. Lineage: Eukaryota; Metazoa; Chordata; Actinopteri; Clupeiformes; Clupeidae. Gene Ontology annotation, biological process: intracellular signal transduction.